Molecule: messenger RNA, 1641 nt
Organism: Oncorhynchus keta (chum salmon)
Lineage: Eukaryota; Metazoa; Chordata; Actinopteri; Salmoniformes; Salmonidae
Product: prostaglandin reductase 1-like
Exons: 10
Coding region: 450-1439 (329 amino acids)
Biological process (GO): prostaglandin metabolic process
Cellular component (GO): cytoplasm
Molecular function (GO): 2-alkenal reductase [NAD(P)H] activity; 15-oxoprostaglandin 13-reductase [NAD(P)+] activity
Source: RefSeq, a predicted model, not a curated record
ACAAUUCACGAAAGAAAAGUAAAUUACACUACGGGGAAGAUACAUUUAACAUGCAUCCACACAAACAACGAAAUAAUAACAAAUAUAUACUUCAGUCGCUCGAAACCUCAAAUCCCAUGUUCAGGCUCCGGUGCCUGAUAUGGUUGGACCACACACGUCAGUAAUCUAUUUAGCUCAUCAAAUGUUAAACUCAUAAAUUGUUCAACUAAAGAAACAAUAUCAUUAGGAUAUUUAUUUAUUUUUCAAUUAGCCCCGUGCCGUUUAUCACCAUUGCUACAAAAGCGACAGUCGCGCUCUCAUCCCAAAUCAGUCACCCUCUCAACAUUACGUCCUACGUCACGCGAUGGGGAUCCGCUAAACAACUUUUUCAGCCAAUGAGAAAGUAGUCGAGCCUACCUGCCCACGCUCUUUUAACCUUUCAAGUUCACAGUUGUCCAAAGCAAAGAGCCAUGGUUCAAUCCAAGACCUGGGUCCUGGCCCGUCACUUUGAAGGCUUCCCGGAGGACAGCAACUUUGAGCUGAAGCUGGAGCAGCAGCCAGAGCCUAAAGAUGGAGAGGUGCUUCUCGAGGCACUGUUUCUCAGUGUGGAUCCAUACAUGAGACCGUUCAGCCGACUGCGUAUGAAAGAGGGGGGAGUGAUGAUCGGAACUCAAGUGGCCAAGGUGAUCCAGAGCAACAACUCAGCCUUCCCAAUUGGGUGCCAUGUGGUUGGUAGAUGUGGCUGGAGGACACACACUGUGUCUGAUGGGACAGGCCUGACACGCCUUCUGUCUGACUGGCCACAGGACAUCCCAAUGUCCCUAGCGCUGGGGGCCAUCGGCAUGCCUGGGUUAACAGCCCUGUACGGUCUGGAGGAGGUGCUGGGGCUGCAGGCUGGAGACACCCUCCUGGUGAACGCUGCAGCUGGGGCCGUGGGCUCCACUGUGGGCCAGAUCGCUAAGAUCAAGGGCUGCAGGGUGGUGGGCUCCACCGGGUCUGACGCCAAGGUGGCCUUCCUCAAGGAGCUGGGCUUCGAUGAGGCCUUCAACUACAAAACAGUCAGCUCUCUGGAGGAGGCCCUGAAGAGUGCCUCACCUGACGGAUACCACUGCUUCUUUGAGAACGUGGGAGGAUCUUUCUCUAGUGUGGCCAUCCCUCAGAUGAAGGAGUUUGGAAGGAUAGCCUUGUGCGGGGUCAUCUCAACAUACAACGACACCACUCCACAAACAGGCCCCUACCCCCACCUGACCAUGAUCUUUAAGCAGCUGAAGAUGGAGGGCUUUCUGGUGGGCAGGUGGGAGCAUAAGAACCAAGAGGCUCUGAGGAGACUGAUGGCCUGGAAGAGGGAGGGGAAACUGCAGUGUCAUGAGCAUGUCACUGAAGGCUUUGAGAACAUGCCUGCUGCCUUUAUGGGAAUGCUGCAGGGAGAAAACAUUGGAAAAGCCAUUGUUAAAGUUUAGAUGGCUUCAAUGGAUACUCUAUCAUAGGAUUAGAAUUCAAGGAAUAUUCCCAUAGGAAAGCCUAACUAUAACCACGACGUUGCAUUCUGGAAUAAUUUUUCUAUCGUGCAUUCGUAGCACAACCUUAUUAUACAUUCACAUCAUAGUCCGUCCUUGAAUCCAAGUGUUUACUUUGUAUGAAGUAUUAAAGUGUUUUUAUGGC